AUUCUAUUACGGUGGAUGUGAAACGGCAAGCGGAGACGAGGCAAAAUACAGGCUAAAACAAACCUGCGAAAACACCUUCCUGGAUUAUAUUACAGGUUAUUUCACUCGCUUUACUUGGAGCUCAGUCCGCCUGUUUGCACUUGUUCCACGAGACUUGAGCGCCUUCAGUGAAUGUUUUUUUUCUUGUGUUGGUUGAAAAGUUAAUAAGCCGGGUGAAUGUAUAGCAUGAUGAUGGAAACGGACCUCCACUCCCCUGGUCCCCAAACGAACACGAAUUCGGGGCAAACAGGGACAAACGCCGGGAGCAAAAAUAACCAAGAGCGCGUUAAAAGACCCAUGAACGCGUUCAUGGUUUGGUCCCGGGGCCAACGACGCAAGAUGGCCCAAGAAAAUCCUAAAAUGCACAACUCUGAGAUCAGCAAAAGACUCGGAGCCGAGUGGAAGGUGAUGUCAGAGGCAGAGAAACGGCCCUUCAUCGACGAAGCGAAGCGGUUACGAGCCAUGCACAUGAAAGAGCACCCGGAUUAUAAGUACAGACCCAGGCGAAAGACCAAAACGCUGCUCAAAAAGGACAAGUACUCUUUGGCUGGCGGGCUACUUGGUGGAGCAGGUGGCGGUGGAGGCGUGGGUCUCGGCGUCGGGAUGAAUUCGGCAGGGGUUGGACAGAGGCUGGAAAGUCCGGGGGGACAUGGCGGCGGUGCCAGCGCCGGCUAUGCCCACAUGAACGGCUGGGCAAACGGUGCGUAUUCUGGACAGGUGGCGGCCGCUGCUGCGGCAGCAGCGAUGAUGCAGGAGGCGCAGCUCGCCUACAGCCAGCACCCAGGCUCCGGAGCCCAUCACCACCAUGCCCACCACCACCACCCGCACAACCCGCAGCCCAUGCACCGCUACGACAUGACGACCCUCCAGUACAGCCCCAUCUCGAACUCCCAGAGCUACAUGAGCGCCUCUCCCUCCGGCUACGGGGGGAUCUCGUACUCUCAGCACCAGAACUCUAGUGUCGCCUCCCCGACUUCAAUCGGUUCGCUGGGAUCACUGGUGAAGUCGGAGCCGAACGUAAGCCCCCCAGUCAGCACGCACUCCAGAGGCCCCUGUCCGGGAGACUUGAGAGAAAUGAUUAGCAUGUAUUUACCGACCGGGGAAUCCGGGGACCCGUCCGUUCAGAGCAGACUCCAUGCUUUGCCGCAGCAUUACCAGAGCACAGCCGCUGGAGUUAAUGGAACCGUCCCUCUGACACAUAUCUAAAAGUAUUUCACACAACUGCAGAACGCAUCCAGAAUCGCGUAACCAAAUAUUUACCUCUUUCUUUUCUAGACGGUCACUGACCUAUCCCUUUUUGUACAGAAUGUUUAUGUUAUUGUAAAUUAAAGGUAGACUUAAUAUUGUGCGAUUGACUUUGAGAGAAAAAAAAUGAAGAAAUUAAACGAUGAUAUGGCUUUUCUUUUGUGGAAUAUUGUUUGAAAAUUCUGUCCACAUUUAAGAAUUCGAGCUCACAUUGCUUAUGGCGAUGUACAGCUAUAUGGGGAAAAUUCGCCCUAUGUUCAGUUCAGUGUUACUUUUCAAAACAAUCUUUUUGAGCGAAAAAAAAAAACAUCCUAACCAGAAAAUAAAAUAGUGUAGGCCAUCCUUUAUGAAUAAUAAUGAGAAGUGUUUUUAAAAGUUUAUAUAAACUGCUUAUUUACCAAAACGUUUGUAAACGUGAAUUAAUGUACUUGCGUUAUUCCCUUUCUGCUGUAAUAUUUCCUGUAAAUUGUGAAUAAGUUUUAAUAUUUUAAAAGGCUGGCACACAAUUGCAGCUGUACAUAAUUUAUGAAAUGCAUUUUGCCAGUUCAAAUAUUGACUUUGCGUUGGAACAUGGUUUAAAUAAAAUUGACAGAUA
Molecule: messenger RNA, 1879 nt
Organism: Sardina pilchardus (European sardine)
Lineage: Eukaryota; Metazoa; Chordata; Actinopteri; Clupeiformes; Clupeidae
Gene: sox1a
Product: SRY-box transcription factor 1a
Exons: 1
Coding region: 217-1245 (342 amino acids)
Biological process (GO): cell differentiation; anatomical structure morphogenesis; regulation of DNA-templated transcription
Molecular function (GO): DNA-binding transcription factor activity, RNA polymerase II-specific; RNA polymerase II cis-regulatory region sequence-specific DNA binding
Source: RefSeq, a predicted model, not a curated record